AUGCAGAAGGACGGGGUCUCCAGCGAGACUCACUCCCCACCCAAGGCCAAGGUGAAAGCCGCAUCCUGGCCUGUGGUUUCUCCACAUUGGCGGCGCAGAAGUUGCAGGGCCCACUCUCUACCCGUCUCUCCAGAAGCCAGCCUCUCUCGUGGGCAGCGCUGGCCAGCGGGGCGGCGGGGCGAAUCACGCGGUCGGCCCCAGCGGGUUAAGCCCCCACGGAGCUCCGGGGGCCAGGUCACCGCGGAGCCCAGCGGGGCGCUGGCCCGGGACGCCUUGGAGCUCCGUCCAGCGGGAAGUGGGUUCCUCACCCCGCUCCCUCGGGCCCGACACGGCCAGCUUCCACGGGAAGGAAGCCCUGUCCCCUCGCCCCAGACCCUCUGCAGGGGCACCAAGCUUGCACCAGAGUGUGGGCCCGGGAGCUGGGAGCAGCGGCCCGCCCUGCCGUUGGGAGACCCCGGCCCCUCCCCCUCGGCCCUCCGCCCCCUGACCUCCGGAGUCCGGGACUCCCCCUUCCGGAACUCGGGCAUUCGCCCCUUCGCCUCAGCACCCCGGCCCCUUCCCCUCAGCACCCCGGCGCCCUUCCUCAGGCCCGGCCCCUUUCCCUCACCCCCCGGCCCCUUCCCCUCAGCACCCCGGCCCCUUCCCCUCAGCCCCCGGCGCCCUUCCUCAGGCCCGGCCCCUUUCCCUCAGCCCCCGGCCCCUUCCCCUCAGCACCCCGGCCCCUUCCCCUCAGCCCCCCGGCCCCUUCCCCUCAGCACCCCGGCCCCUUCCCCUCAGCCCCCCGGCCCCUUCCCCUCAGCCCCCGGCGCCCUUCCUCAGGCCCGGCCCCUUUCCCUCACCCCCCGGCCCCUUCCCCUCAGCCCCCCGGCCCCUUCCCCUCAGCCCCCGGCGCCCUUCCUCAGGCCCGGCCCCUUUCCCUCAGCCCCCGGCCCCUUCCCCUCAGCCCCCCGGCCCCUUCCCCUCAGCACCCCGGCCCCUUCCCCUCAGCCCCCCGGCCCCUUCCCCUCAGCCCCCGGCGCCCUUCCUCAGGCCCGGCCCCUUUCCCUCACCCCCCGGCCCCUUCCCCUCAGCCCCCCGGCCCCUUCCCCUCAGCCCCCGGCGCCCUUCCUCAGGCCCGGCCCCUUUCCCUCAGCCCCCGGCCCCUUCCCCUCAGCACCCCGGCCCCUUCCCCUCAGCCCCCCGGCCCCUUCCCCUCAGCCCCCGGCGCCCUUCCUCAGGCCCGGCCCCUUUCCCUCACCCCCCGGCCCCUUCCCCUCAGCCCCCCGGCCCCUUCCCCUCAGCCCCCGGCGCCCUUCCUCAGGACCGGCCCCUUCCCCUCAGCCCCCGGCGCCCUUCCCCUCAGCCCCCGGCGCCCUUCCUCAGGCCCGGCCCCUUCCCCUCAACCCCCGGCCCCUUCCCCUCAGCCCCCGGCGCCCUUCCUCAGGCCCGGCCCCUUCCCCUCAGCCCCCCGGCCCCUUCCCCUCAGCCCCCGGCGCCCUUCCUCAGGCCCGGCCCCUUCCCCUCAGCUCCCCAGCCCCUUCCCCUCAGCCCCCGGCGCCCUUCCUCAGGCCCGGCCCCUUCCCCUCAGCCCCCCGGCCCCUUCCCCUCAGCCCCCGGCGCCCUUCCUCAGGCCCGGCCCCUUCCCCUCAGCCCCCCGGCCCCUUCCCCUCAGCCCCCGGCGCCCUUCCUCAGGCCCGGCCCCUUCCCCUCAGCCCCCCAGCCCCUUCCCCUCAGCCCCCGGCGCCCUUCCUCAGGCCCGGCCCCUUCCCCUCAGCCCCCGGCGCCCUUCCUCAGGCCCGGCCCCUUCCCCUCAGCCCCCGGCGCCCUUCCCCUCAGCCCCCGGCGCCCUUCCCCUCAGCCCCCGGCGCCCUUCCUCAGGCCCGGCCCCUUCCCCUCAGCCCCCGGCGCCCUUCCUCAGGCCCGGCCCCUUUCCCUCAGCCCCUGGCCCCUUCCCCUCAGCCCCCCGGCCCCCUCCCUCAGGCCCGGCCCCUUCCCUCAGCCCCCGGCCCGCCCAUCCCCUUCUCUGACCUCGGCCCCCAGCCCCGGGAAGCCUCGCCCGCGCUCCCCCCGCGCGCGAAACCGCGAGCGGAAAUGCGGCGAGACCGCCGCGGCCGCCGCUUCCUUCCCGUUUCGGGACCUGGCUGCGCCCGGGGACCGUAG
Dama dama (fallow deer) is the source of this 2139-nucleotide messenger RNA. Its product is annotated as basic proline-rich protein-like. The transcript is spliced from 4 exons. Bases 1 to 2139 code for a protein of 712 amino acids. NCBI's taxonomy places the organism in Eukaryota, Metazoa, Chordata, Mammalia, Artiodactyla, Cervidae. The record is from RefSeq and is a predicted model, not a curated record.